Colletotrichum aenigma is the source of this 1056-nucleotide messenger RNA. RefSeq names its product Oxidoreductase ptaL (gene ptaL-2). The transcript has a single exon. The coding region runs from base 1 to 1056 and encodes 351 amino acids. Gene Ontology annotation, molecular function: electron-transferring-flavoprotein dehydrogenase activity; flavin adenine dinucleotide binding. NCBI's taxonomy places the organism in Eukaryota, Fungi, Ascomycota, Sordariomycetes, Glomerellales, Glomerellaceae. Gene Ontology annotation, cellular component: cytoplasm. The record is from RefSeq and is a predicted model, not a curated record.
AUGUUUCCCCAGGACAAACUAUUCAUCGAUAUUGCGACGGCGUUCCGGCAGUACCCUGUCGACAAGUUUCAUUUUAUGUGCGCAACUGCCACGGCCCUGGACCAUGUCCACCGGACCAUCUCUGUAUCUUUGGCUGGGGACAAGGGCGUUGAAACAAUCAACUUCGAGGCGUUGGUCAUUGCGACGGGUGCGUCUACACCUUGUCCACUUCUGGGACUCAACGGCACCUACGAAGGUCUGCGGCAGAGCUGGGAGGACUUUCGCAAGGCUCUACCGCAAGCGAAGACUAUCGUCAUUGCAGGGGGCGGCCCGGCUGGAGUCGAAACUGCAGGAGAGCUGGGGGAGUAUCUCAAUGGUCGAGCGGGCCUCUUCAAUUCGACACCGGAGAAGCCGAAGGUGGCUAUCAGGCUAGUCACAGCCGGAUCCAAGAUUCUCCCUGCGUUGCGCCCGUCACUUGCCGAGAAGGCUGAGCAAUAUUUGGCACAAGUCGGUGUUAUUGUCAUCAAGAAAACUCGGGUUGUUAGUGUUGCCCCAAGCAAAGCUGGAGUUGAGGACGUCGGAAUGUCUGCGACCAUCAACCUUUCAAAUGGCCAGACUGUCAGCGCGGACCUGUACAUCCCAGCAACAGGGACUCGCCCAAACACCUCAUUCAUCGAUCCCUCGCUACUCACCUCUGAUGGGCGCGUCGAGACGAACCCGUCAACUCUCCGUGUUGACAAAGCGGGGCCGCGCAUCUACGCCAUCGGGGAUGUGUCUUCGCAUGCUCGUCCGGCGGUCCACAAUAUUCUCGGCGCGGUCCCGGUUCUUUGCGCCAACAUCAAGCGGGACUUGCUGCUUGCUUCGGGGAAAACGGAUGCGGCAGCCAAGGACGACCGAGUGUUCAAAGAAGAUCUGAGAGAAACGCAGAUGGUGCCGAUUGGGAAGAGUAAAGGCGUCGGCGCGGCGAUGGGAUGGCGUUUGCCGGGGUUCUUGGUGUGGUUGAUCAAGGGCCGAGACUAUUGGUUGUGGACUACGACAAAGCUUUGGGGUGGUGAACAGUGGGCUAAAGAGUCAUAA